AGUGAAAGAGAAAGAUAAGAGCUAGGGUUUUGUCUCUCAUGGCUGGAGAGCUCUGUAGCUGUGGCAGCGGCAUUGCGAGCGCGUGGGAAAGGCGCCAUAGAAUCAGUGCUGCUCCACGUCUUGUUCUCGAUCGUCGUCGCCUCCAGAUUUUGGCUGCUGCAUCCCCGGGCAGCAAGAGAAAGACUAGAGGCAAGAAGGACGACUCCGACUUGAAGUCCAAGUCAUACACGGACGAGGAAGUUUACAACAUCAGCCGCGGAUGGAAGAUCAAGGCCGAGCCUAACGAGAAGGUUGUAGAGAUGGCGGGCUUGAAGUUUCCUGCCAGCCUGAAUAAACUGAGUGACCAAGAUAAGGCGCCCCUUCUCGAGCCUCGGACAGUUCACAAACUUUUGCGGGUUAUGGGUGGCAAAAACAAUGGAAAGAAGCUCUUGUCGCCAAACGAUUCCUCCGUAAGGCCGAUGAUGGAAGUUGUCCGAGGCGCUGUUUUUAACAUGCUACAGGCACGCGGAGGAUACACGGGAGGUUUGCCUCCUGGGAAAUGGCUAGACCUCUACAGCGGUACUGGCUCUGUUGGAAUCGAAGCGUUGAGCAGGGGCUGCUUGGCAGCACAUUUUAUAGAAAUGGACCCGUGGGUGAUAUCCAAGGUUCUCAAGCCCAACCUUGACGCUACGAAUUACACAGAGCAGUCGGUAGUUCACAUGCUCAAGGUGGAAACUUACCUCGAGAAGCAGGCAACCAAUCCAAAGGCCGAAGUUUUCGACUACAUAAGCGUCACUCCCCCUUACGAAGCUGUCCAUUAUCCCACGCUUAUGGAGCAGCUUUCUACCUCUCCUCUCGUGGGAGACUACACUUACGUGAUUGUAGAGUAUCCUUUGAAGUCGAAAGACGAAAUGCCGGAGGCCUGUGGACCUCUUGCAAAGAUUGUAGAUAGGCGCUAUGGAAGAACGCAUUUGGCUGUUUACGGGCCAAAUCCUUGACACAAGUCUAUAGUCAUCGAAUUUCAAGACAAAACAGGACUGGGAAACUUCAAUUUAACGAGCUAUACAACAUCGGUUUUUUCAUUU
Selaginella moellendorffii is the source of this 1064-nucleotide messenger RNA. Its product is annotated as putative rRNA methyltransferase YlbH. Bases 39 to 977 code for a protein of 312 amino acids. The record is from RefSeq and is a predicted model, not a curated record. NCBI's taxonomy places the organism in Eukaryota, Viridiplantae, Streptophyta, Lycopodiopsida, Selaginellales, Selaginellaceae. Gene Ontology annotation, molecular function: methyltransferase activity. Gene Ontology annotation, biological process: rRNA methylation. The transcript is spliced from 8 exons.